UUUUAUUUCAGAGAUAAUGUCGUGAGUAAGGAAUUCAGGAGAUAGUAAAUUUUUCCGAAACUCUUUGGCCUCGAAACAUGUCCGAGAUAACUCCAUUGAUAUAUCUCGGGGGCCUGGAUAGUGUAGAGCAGAAUUUUUUAUCAAAAUAUCAAGUAAAGCAUGUUCUAACCCUGGACUCAGAAUCUCCAGGUAUACCAGAGAUCUGGGGAGUUCGACAUAAGUUCAUUCAGAUAACGGACGAAGAGGACAGUUUGCUCCUCCCACUGCUUCCAGAGCUGACAAACUGGAUUAUAUCUAACAUUAAUCUUCAACAGAGAACUUUGGUUCACUGUAGACAUGGAGUGUCUAGGAGCGCUAGCAUUGUUAUUGCGUUACUUAUGCGUACUUUAGAGAAAGACCUCAACGCUGUGCUAGAGAUGGUGGAAAAGAAAAGACCAGGUGUUCAACCUAACCCAGGAUUUCGAAAACAGUUGGAAUUAUGGUAUUUGUUGAGAUACAAUUUAAAUCCCGGAAAUAGAAAUUACAGACUAUUCUUGCUGACACACAACGUUGUCGAAUACAUCCAAGUUUCACGAUCUGAUUCUGAGUUUGGAUAUAAAUGCGGGAAAUGUCGUGAGGUUCUCUUCUACUCCAAUGACCUGGUUCCACAUGAUGAUAAUUGGUGGAAGAUGUUAAGUGAGCCCUGUAGUUUGGGUCUAGUUGUUCUACCACUUGUAUGGAUGAAAUCUAGUGAAAACGAACCCCGGCUAAACUGCUUUAAAUGUAGAAACAAGUUGGGUUGUGUAGGACUACGGAGCCCUAUAUCAUGUCCUUGUUCUGCUCGUAUUUAUCCCGGUUUUUUUGUAAACCCGUCAAGAGUUGAUAAAUACAAACUAAACCAAGCUUUAUAACUUUAAUAUUUGAUUGAACUAAACAUGUGAUAAAUUUAA
Messenger RNA from Eurytemora carolleeae, 929 nucleotides. RefSeq names its product dual specificity protein phosphatase MPK-4. Gene Ontology annotation, cellular component: nucleus. Gene Ontology annotation, molecular function: protein tyrosine/serine/threonine phosphatase activity. The transcript has 6 exons. Gene Ontology annotation, biological process: protein dephosphorylation. NCBI's taxonomy places the organism in Eukaryota, Metazoa, Arthropoda, Copepoda, Calanoida, Temoridae. Bases 78 to 890 code for a protein of 270 amino acids. The record is from RefSeq and is a predicted model, not a curated record.